This is a messenger RNA of Drosophila kikkawai, 4317 nucleotides long. Lineage: Eukaryota; Metazoa; Arthropoda; Insecta; Diptera; Drosophilidae. The record is from RefSeq and is a predicted model, not a curated record.
GCGGAAGUCGUCGUCGGCUAGAAACUGCGAUACGGAGCUCAGUUUUUAAUUAACCCGGUCCCGUCUUCGGCCCGGCCCGCGUUGCGCCAAAUUAGUUUUUCAAGAAUAUUUCCCGAGCGGAGGUUCGCGUCAAAUGCAAAUGAAAUAGUGGCUGGCAAAUUUAUGAAUGCAGGCCGAGAAUUAUGUUUCGUCUGAUAAGACGAUGCGAUGAUAAAUGUGUGUGAGAGUGUCUGUCUUCAACUGCCCAACAAUCGGUGGCCAUAAAUAAUGCUCAUAAUGGGCUGAGGCCUGGGAAAAACUAAUGAAAAUCUUUGUGUUCGUCCCAGCGAGUUCAACGCGAAACUAACAGAAUCAUAUACUAUAUAGAUAUAGACGUCAAUCAGCUAUUGUACAUAUUUUUAUGUGGAUUUAUUAGGCUGUUAAAAUUGGAUAAACUUUCCGACCACUCUGACCGAUUUCAAACCGCUUAUUAACUCUUCCGGUUCAACCAGUACCUGGUUCUUCAAGGCGCUACUCUGGCGCUUCAGGCUCAGCAAAUGAUCGGCACCGAGGAUAUGUCCGCAUCGGCUGGCAUGGACAUCAGUGAGUCCUUUCGUGCCGAGGAUCUCUCGAAGGCGGAUUUCUUUGAUUUUGUCACUGGCCCUGACAUGGGCAUUGGCAUAGGAGUGGGCGUGGGUGUUGGCGUGGAAGCCCUGGGCGUCACACUGCACCAGCAGCAGCACCAGCACCACCAGAGCCAUCAAAACCAUCAGAACCACCAGCAGGCGCCGCACAGUCACAACAGCCACAACAACAAUCAUGUUCAGGUGGUGCACCAGUCAGGAAAUCCGCAGUCCCAACAGCAGAGCCUCUGCGGCGGCGGCGGUGCGAGAACCACCAGCAGCAUGAUCCACGACGGGGGAGGGGGAUCUGGCGCUGGAGCAAAUGGCAGCGGCGUCGUGGUGCCCGUGGGCAACCGCAACGGCAGCAGCAACAACGGCGAUCCCACGUUACAGGGCUACGAGUUCUGGCACCAGGACAAGGAAAGCAACCGCCUCGACUCCAGCUCAAUCUUCGAGGACCUAGACCGCUACUGCUGGCAACAGCAGCCUGUCACCACCAGCGCCAGCAAUGGCGGAUCCACCAGCACAAACCAGCCCAGUCCCACCUCGCCGCAGUCCCACCUCCAGCAACAGCAACAGCAGCAGCAACAAUUACAGCAACACCCGCAGCUGCAGCAGCAACAUCAGCAGCAGCCGAAUGCGAGCAGCUCCUCGGGAGCCUCGAGCGGAGCGGGCAGCAGCAGCGAUACCAUUAGCAGCCUGGACACCACCGACGGGCAGAUCUACACCCUGACAGUAUUAAACGGCGGCGAGCCCUGGCUGAAGCGCUCCGAGGCGGAGCAGCUGCCCAGCUCGCUGGACUUGGACAGCCUGCUAAGCAGCUUUCCGGGCUACAUCAAGUCGGAGUAUCCCUACGACGACAGCGGCUUUAGCACGGACGGCAAGGAUGUGAUCGGCAGUGGAGCGGAUGGCAGUGGCCUGAACCAGAACCAGAACCAGGGACAGCAGACGCCGCAGGCUCUGCCCUCGCUGGUCACAGCGAUCUCGCUAGCGGGUGGCAACGAUUUGGGUCAACAGCUGGCGCAGUUCCAGAACAACAACAACGACUGGCACAUGGCGGAUCAUAACACGGACACGGAGCAGAGCACAGCGGAGUCCUUACUGAGGAGCGCGCUUCAGGGCAAGGGGUACGCCAAGGGACUGCACAUGCAGAAUGGCUUGACCAUGCCCGUGGUAAAGGACGAAGAUAUGCGGCGCCUGCUGUUUGCCGACGAGGCUGCUGCCCUCGGGUUUGCAGACUCCACCCUGAGUGCCGCCCAGAUCUUCGACGAGGCUCAGGGCAUCCACCUCAGCUCUCAGCAGCAGCAGCAACAGCAACAGCAGCAGCAGCACAAUGGCAGUGCCAACAUUUUGGUGGACGACAUGUUCCUGUCGCUGGAGAACGCCUUCAGCGAUGAUUUCGAGAAGAUCAAGCGCAUUGCCAAUGAGGUGCAGCAGUUCUGCAGCACGCCUACUCCGGGAGAUUAUGGUCAAUCCGCUGCCGACGUGCUGAUGCAGAUCUCGCCCAAUCCGGCGGCCAGCGUGGCGGGGCAGCUGCAGCCACCGCAGCCACUGAAGCCAGAGGUUAGCACUUCCACCUCGCCCUCGUCAUCGGUGGGGGUGUCCAAGUCCAGUGGCAGCGGCGGAGGAGUCAGCAAGCCCAAGAAACAGUACAAGCGGAGCAGCAGCGGCAACAACAACAAUCCCAGUGUGGCCAAUAAUAAUAGCAAUGCAAACAGCAGCAAUCCCUUGGGCCCGGUAAUCGGAGCCACUGGCAGCACCGGCAGCUCCUCCUCCAGCGGCAGUGCCAGCAGCAGCAGCAACAGUCCGCCGGCCAACUCAGGCGGCAGCUCGUCCUCCUCGUCCGGAGGCAGUGGGCAGCGGAAGGAGCGCUCUCUACACUACUGCUCCAUCUGCUCGAAGGGAUUCAAGGACAAGUACUCGGUGAAUGUGCAUAUAAGGACGCAUACGGGCGAGAAGCCCUUCGCCUGCUCGCUGUGCGGCAAAAGCUUCCGGCAGAAGGCCCACCUGGCCAAGCACUACCAGACGCACAUGACCCAGAAGAAUAAUGGGAACCUCAUCAAAGGCAGUUCCGGCAAGCACCAGCGAUCCAGUGGUUCCUCUUCCUCGGCCGCAGCAGCUGCAGCGGCAGCGGCGGCGGCAGCAGCGGCAGCUUCUCUAAAUCCGCGACAACUGGGCGGUGGUGGAGUGGUGCCACCUUCCUUGCCCGUGAUGAUCAGCAAUCCCAACACUCCACCGGGGGUACUGCCACCGGCCAACGGACUGCUCAGCAAUCGGUAGUGUCCAGGGCGAGGGGAGUGCCAUUCCCCCGGCUAAAAUACUAUAUUUCUUGUUCCUUACACACAAAAUACAUACACACAAAUAGAACACAAUCGAAGAUGUCCUACUGUAACUACCUAAACUGUUAAAUACUUAAACGCCCAAAUACUCCCGACUCGAAUUUACGUCAUUGAUGGAUUCCUACUUCAGCUCUCUGUGCGAUUCCUAUGCCCACACACACAGACAGACAGAUGCACACUCUCUCGAAGCACUUCCAAAUACAAUACUGAACCUAAUGUACAUUUACACAAACUAAUUAAAUUUAAAUGUGCCAAAUUCUGAGGAUUUUAAUUAUGCUACUAAAGUUAAACUAAAAUAGUAUGCUAGGCGUGUAGAAAUAGAAGUGUAAUGAAGCUAACGAAGCAAUUCCACGAGUGGUGAUAUCAAAAUGAGGCCAAACGCUUCCUUGCUAAACAGAAACAGAAUAUUUUCCGAUCCAAUUUCCAAAACCGGACUCACCGGGAGUCCCCUAAUCCUCCUAAUCACCCGCAGCUCUCACAGUCCUUAGCUAGCCCAGCACGAUGCGUGUUUCCUGUAAAUUGAAAGUAUUUGUUUUCUUAGUUGCUCUGCCCAAAUUAGCGUAAAUUUGUUUGCUAGUGUUAAUGUAUAUAUACUCGUAAAUAGAGUUAGGUUUUUACUACAAAUAAAUAAAUACAAACUAAAAGCCAGCAAGGGGAAUGCCAAAUAUUUUUGAGGAAGGAACACUCUAGACCCGAGGCACCCAUUCGGAGCUCAUCCUACAGCAAUUCCCCGCUCCUUUCUCCUUCAAGGAUCUCUCUGAUCUCUUGGGCCGAGUGUUAGCCAACUUCGAGGGCAUUCAGACGGGGCACCAGCAUUACUCUAUUAGUGUAUAUUUUAUGUUCGUACACUGAAGCUCGAAACACUCCAAACUCCAAUGUUCAGCAGUUGUUUACCCGAAUGCAACUCAACUUGCACUUGCCAUUAUUUUUGUAUUUUGUAUUUGAUAAACACAAGGCGCAUUACCAAGGCGAAUGCGCCAUUAUUAAAGAUAACACACACAAACACACAAGACACACAUUCCCCCAACUAGUGUAUGGACUAGGCUAAGCUUAUUAAUAAAACAGCUAUAGUUAAUGGUUAAUUAAACUGCCAAUUAUUUUGUGAUAGUUUUUAAUGGACAAUAGAUUUAGAUUACGCAAAAAUAUCUUCAAUGGUGUUUGGGUUAUGUAACGUUUUAACGAUUUGUUAUAAACUGUGUACACUUUGCAAUACGAGUAUUUCUGCUAAUUUAUUGAACUAAAUAGUUUAUGUACAUAGAGAGCGCUCCUUGUUUAUAUCCAAGCCUAGGCUAAACCACACAUCGAAAUCUUAGUUAAAUCUUUGUUAGUUAUUAUUUAUGCACACACACACACACACAAACACCUGGGCGAAAGCC